Marmota monax (woodchuck) is the source of this 2908-nucleotide messenger RNA. RefSeq names its product tektin 3 (gene Tekt3). The record is from RefSeq and is a predicted model, not a curated record. The transcript is spliced from 8 exons. Gene Ontology annotation, biological process: cilium movement involved in cell motility; cilium assembly. The coding region runs from base 110 to 1618 and encodes 502 amino acids. Gene Ontology annotation, cellular component: microtubule cytoskeleton; sperm flagellum; nucleus. NCBI's taxonomy places the organism in Eukaryota, Metazoa, Chordata, Mammalia, Rodentia, Sciuridae.
GGCGUGGCCAGAGGCCGGACCGCUCGGGGUCUGAGCCUCAGUGGGCGAUGGUAGUGGGUCCUAGACCUUUGCUUUCAACGCCCCUUUCCCCGCCCCUCGCCGGCACACAAUGACAGGUCAGAUUUACAGAUCAUGUUUGGGCACCAUGGAACCUUUAGGUUCUACUUUAACAGCAACUUAUGCCUGCCCUCCACCAGCACCAACCAGCUUUCUACCAGCUAUCAGUACCCUGGCAUCGAGCUACAGGAACUACUUUCCCCAUCGCAAUUUUACCCACAGCUUGAGCCUUCCUUGGAGACCCAGCACAUACUACAAAGUUGCCUCCAACUUUCCGACGUUGGGCCCAUACUGCACCAGAUCACAGAGGGUGUCAGAGAGCAGCAUGCUUCCCUUUGUUUCCAACAGAACCACUCUCUUCACAAGAUAUACUCCUGAUGAUUGGUACAGGUCCAAUUUAACCAACUUCCAAGAGUCUAAUACAUCCCGGCACAAUUCAGAGAGACUCAGAGUAGACACAUCUCGCCUCAUUCAAGACAAGUAUCAACAAACAAGAAAAACCCAGGCCGACACCAACCAAAAUUUGGGAGAACGUGUCAAUGACAUAGGAUUUUGGAAAUCUGAAAUCACUCAUGAGUUGGAUGAAAUGAUUGGGGAGACAAAUGCACUUACUGAUGUUAAGAAAAGAUUGGAGAGGGCUUUGGCAGAGUCUGAAGCCCCCCUUCAGGUUGCUCGAGAAUGUCUCUUUCAUCGAGAGAAGAGAAUGGGAAUUGAUCUAGUUCAUGACGAAGUUGAGAAACAACUGCUGACGGAAGUUGAUGUUAUUCUAUGCUGUCAAGAAAGAAUGAAGCUACAUUUGGAUAAGGCUAUUGCCCAACUUGCAGCUAAUAGAGCUGCCCAGCACGAGCUAGAGAAGGACCUAAGCGAUAAACAAGCAGCUCAACGGAUUGAUGAUAAAUGUCACCACCUGCGCAACACUUCAGAGGGCGUCAGCUUCUUCCGUGGAGUGGAGAAGGUGGAUGCGACGGUCUCGGUGCCUGAGUCCUGGGCCAAAUUUACAGAUGACAAUAUUCUCCGCUCUCAGUGUGAACGGGCAGCUUCUGCCAAGCUAAGAAAUGAGAUCGAAAACCUUCUGGUUGUGACUGCCAACGAGAUGUGGAAUCAAUUCAACAGAGUGAACUUGGCUUUCACCAAUCGCAUUGCUGAGACUGCAGAUGCUAAGAAUAAGAUCCAGGUUCAUUUAUCCAAGACACUACAGGAGAUUUUCCAGACGGAGGGGACCAUAGAAUCCAUCAAGAAGGCCAUCAAGGAGAAGUCUGCCUUCCUGAAGGUGGCCCAGACCAGACUGGACGAGCGGACGAGGAGACCCAAUAUAGAGCUCUGUCGGGACAUCGCUCAAUUACGCCUUGUGAAUGAGGUCUAUGAGGUCGAUGACACCAUCCAGACCCUGCAGCAGCGUCUGAGGGAAGCCGAGGACACCCUGCAGUUCCUGGUCCACACCAAAGCUACCCUGGAGCAUGACCUGGCUGUCAAAGCCAAUACCCUGUACAUUGACCAGGAAAAAUGCAUGGGCAUGCGCAAGAGCUUCCCCACCACCCUCCGACUGGUGGGCUACUGUUAGGGACCCUGCCAACAGUGGUUUUGAUACUCCUAAGCAAAAGGAGAACCAGGGCCCUGACUCAGCGUUUAACUGAGUGCUAAUAUAUAUUCACAUAUUAAAGCAUUGUAUUGAUAGAAAUAUACCCAUCUCUUGUCUCGGAAAGAUUUUUGUACGUGUCUAAAAACUUAUUUUCUGCUAUCUUCUAGGCUUCUGGGUUAUAAGGAAUAGAUAAAGAAAUGCAACCAAUUAAUGGAGAAGUUAGGCAAGAAUACUUGUUGGAUUCUUAUUCUUUCAGUUAGCUUUUUUGUGGCUGUGACACAAGACUUGAAAAAAAAAACCCACAAUUUUAGAGCAGGGGAAAAGUUAAUUUUGUGCUCACAGUUUCAGCGGUCUCAGUCCACAGAUGACUGGCGCCAUUGUACUGGGACCACUGUGAGGCAAAACAUCAUGGUGGAAGAGUGUGGUGGAGGGAAGUAGCCCAGGACACGACCCCAGGAGGCAGAGGUAGAGCUCCACUCACCAGGGACACAAUGUAGACCCCAAAGGCACAUACCCAGUAGACCUAUGUCCUCCAGCCACACCCUACUGCCUAUAGUCACCACCACUUAAUCCAUUCAAGUGGAUUAAUGCAGGAGAUUAGGUUAGGGCUCUCAAUCAGUUCGACCUCUGAAAUGUUUCUUGUUGUCUUACACAUGAGCUUUGGAGGGACAUCUCAUGUCUAAACCAUAACACUUACUCUGGGUGUAGCAUAAAUGGGCUGGAAAGCAGGACUGCAUUUUCUGUGAGCCACUCAGAUCAGGAAUCACAAUGCUGUAGUUUGGAAGUUGAAUGUACUUCAAAGGCCCUUGUGUAAAGGCUGGGUCUCUCCUGUAGUUCUAUUGCGGGGGGGAUCUGGAGGAGGUAGAGCCUAGUGGGAGGUCCAUAGACUAUAAGGCUGUGAGCUGCCCUUGAAGGUGAUUGUAGACCAACCUCUUCCUCUUUAUUCUUUUGUGGCCAAGAGGUAUGCAGGGUUUUGUUUUUGUUCCACUUCUCUUUACCAUUGCCUCCUAGAACCCCAGAGACCCAAAGCAAUGAAUCAACAGAUCUUGGCCUAGAACCUCCAAAACUGUGACCAAAAUAAACCUUUUCUUUUUAUAAGUAAAUUAUCUCGGGUACUUUGUUACAGUGAUCAAAAGUUGACUAGCAUCCAAAAACAGGUUUCAUUUUGAGCUCUGCCUUAAAGGACACAUAGAAGUGGAAAGGUCUUUGGGUAUGAGGUAAUUGGGGUAAUUUGAGCAAAAGCAUAGGUAGAAAACAGAGUAUGUAAGUAGA